AUGGCUCCAUUAUCAGAUUUCGAGAAACAGCGUCAAGCGAAUAUCAAGAGGAAUAAGGAUCUUCUUCGACAAUUGGAAUUGGAUUCAUUAACGGAUUCAAUAUCUCGGGAUGCCAAAAAUGCAAUAGAAGCCUCGAAACCUCCAAGAAAGAAAACCAAGACUCAGGCAUCUCAAAGAAAACCUAAAGGUGAACAAGUUCCUGAAAGAAGAUCCCGAAGACUACGUGGGGUUAACUUGGAUGACAAGGAGUCAAAAGAAUACCAAGAACAAUUGAAGAAAGAGGAAGAAGCCAGACAGAGAAGGCAAGAAUUGCAAGAAUUGAGACAAACCAGACUAUACGGAGAUUUCAAAUUGAUUGAUUUGGUGACUGAUAAACUGGGAGCUUUGAAAAAUGAAGACAAAGUGAUCAAGAAAGAAUCAGUUAAACGUGAAGAAGAUGAAUCACCAGUUAAAGAAGAAGAUGAAGAAGAAAUUUCAAAUGAUGAUGAAGUUCUUCAACUUUUGAAGCAAUUAGGUGACAAGUUUUCUGCUGGGGAUUUCUAUGAAAUUAUCAAAAAAAAGUCAAUCGAUUAUAACGAUAAGGUCUUAGCUUCAAAGAGAAAAGAAUUCGACAAUUUGAAAGUAUUCGAACGUUUUGACCCUCUAGAUAUUAGAAUUACUCAGGAAAGAAUCUCUUCGAUUAAUUUCCAUCCUUCUAAAACUGACCGAGUCAUCACUGCUGGUGAUAAGGCUGGCCAUGUCGGUAUUUGGGCGGUAGAUGCAAAAUCAAACAAUGAAGAUGAACCAGUUAUUACUACGUUAAAGCCUCAUGGUAAAACAGUAUCGAGAAUCAUUUCCAGGGGCCCAACUCAAAUCUUGAGUUCUUCUUAUGAUGGAUCAGUUCGCUUAAUGGACUUGAAUAAAUUGAAUUCGAAUGAUCUCAUAAACGUUAGUCAUCCGUACGAUCUGAGCUUGAGCGAUGUUGCAGUUUCAGAUAUUAAUAUAUGCAAAGAUGAUGCAAAUCUUUUAUAUUUAACUACCUUGAGUGGGAACUUCUACCAACAUGAUUUAAGAGUACCUUUUAAACAAAUUGAGCCAAAAUCAUUUUUAAGAUUACAUGAUAAAAAGAUAGGUUCCUUUUCAAUUAACCCAAAUUCUUGUCAUCAGAUUGCAACGGCUUCCUUGGAUAGAACUUUAAAAAUUUGGGAUUUGCGUAAUGUUGGUAAAUCAACAUUUUCUGAACUCGAUUUAGAUGAACCUUCUCCCCAUCCUUAUGGUUCAUAUGCUUCCAGACUUUCGAUUUCUUGUGUUGAUUGGAAUUCGGAUAAUAGAUUGGUUUGUAAUGGUUAUGAUGAUACCAUUAAUUUGUUUGAUUUUAGUGGCCAAGAUGGAAGUGAUAAAAUAAUUACUGAAUGGUCAGAUACUUAUCAACCAGGGAUCAAAUCGGAAGAUGAAUCAUUAGAAGAGAUUCCUGAAAAUUUCAAACCAUUCACCAGGAUAAAACAUAAUUGUCAAACUGGUCGCUGGGUUACAAUUUUGAAAAGUAAAUGGCAGGAAUCUCCAAUUGAUGGAGUACAAAAAUUUGCAAUUGCAAAUAUGAAUAGAGGAAUUGAUAUUUACGAUCAAAAGGGACAAAUAUUAGCUCAUUUAAGUGAUGCUGAAAAAGUUGGAGCAGUCCCAGCAGUAGUAGGUAUGCAUCCCACCCAAAAUUGGGUAGUUGGAGGAAGUGCAAGCGGUAAGCUUUAUUUAUUCGAAUAG
Molecule: messenger RNA, 1737 nt
Organism: Hyphopichia burtonii NRRL Y-1933
Lineage: Eukaryota; Fungi; Ascomycota; Pichiomycetes; Serinales; Debaryomycetaceae
Exons: 1
Coding region: 1-1737 (578 amino acids)
Biological process (GO): regulation of DNA damage checkpoint
Cellular component (GO): nucleus
Molecular function (GO): DNA binding; protein binding
Source: RefSeq, a predicted model, not a curated record